This is a messenger RNA of Nycticebus coucang (slow loris), 4218 nucleotides long. It is a transcript of the gene CTC1, whose product is annotated as CST telomere replication complex component 1. Gene Ontology annotation, cellular component: CST complex. The coding region runs from base 116 to 3784 and encodes 1222 amino acids. The transcript has 23 exons. Gene Ontology annotation, biological process: telomere maintenance via telomere lengthening; positive regulation of DNA replication. Gene Ontology annotation, molecular function: single-stranded DNA binding; telomeric repeat DNA binding. The record is from RefSeq and is a predicted model, not a curated record. Lineage: Eukaryota; Metazoa; Chordata; Mammalia; Primates; Lorisidae.
UUGGAUUUCUGGGUUACCUGACCUCGCUGGCUGCGCCUGGGCCGGAGAUAGGGGGCUUUGAGAAGAUUUACUAUUUCACUUACUGGUUCUGCGAAUAUUUUUAUUCUUUUCAUUCAUGCAGGCACUGUGUGCCUUAAACACGUCUCCUUUCACUCUCUACGGUUUAAGCCUCGUGGGAAACCAGGAGCAGGAACAAACCUGGCUUGAGGCUGCCCAGGCCUUCAUCCAAGAGACCCUGUGUUCACCUGGCAAGGAACCUAAUGUUCCUUUGACUCAGUUGGUAAUUGAUUGUGUGAAGACUGUCUGGCUGUCUCAGGGAAGGAACCAGGAUUAUACACUACCCCUCAGCUAUAGCUUUGUGUCAGUACAGGACCUCAGGACCCACCAGCAUCUGCCAUGCUGCAGCCACCUGUCCUGGAGCGGUAGUACAUACCAGGCUUGGGCCCAGGAGGCUAGACCAAAUGGGACUGCUCUGCCACGGGAGCGGCUUUUGCUUUUAGGGAUGUUAACAGACAUAUCAGGGGAACAAGAAUGCAGGGAUGGAAGCCUCUAUGUGCAAGAUAACACUGGAGUCCUGUGCUGUGAGCUCAUAGAUCUGGACCUUUCUUGGUUGGGCCAUCUCUUUCUGUUUCCCAGUUGGAGUUACCUGCCUCCUGCCAGGGGGAAUUCCUCAGGGGAAGGGCAUUUGGAACUCUGGGGUGCUCCUGUGCCAGUGUUUCCUUUGCCAAUCAGUCCUGGCCCUGUCACUCCUAUUCCUGUCCUCUACCCAGAGAGUGCCUCCUGUCUGCUCAGGCUCAGAAGCAAGCUCAGAGCUAUGCAGCAAAACCUGGCUGGGAAGCUGGUUCGAUUGAGUGCUCUGAUAAAAAGUAAACAGAAAGCUUACUUUGUCCUUUCUCUUGGUGGACCAUCCCCAGGCAGCAGCCAGCCUGUCAGCCAUGUGUCCAUUGUCGUGCAGGUUCCUGCUCAGCUGGUGUGGCACCGAGCCCUUUGGCCUGGUAGGGCCUAUGUGCUGACAGAACUGCGAGUAUCCAAGAUCCGUGGUCACUGUUACCAUGUUUGGAUGACCAGUCCCUCCUCCCGUCUGUUGCUGCUGAAACCAGAAUGUAUACGUGAACUAGAACUGGACCUCAAAGGACCCCUCCUAGAGGCUUCCCCCAAGCUACUCCCCACACCCAGCAACUCGCAGCAAGGGGACAGGAAGGGACAAAGAGGUUUUGUCCGGGACUCCAGACUCUUAUCAUAUUCGGGAACAGUUACUGGAGUGUUGAAUGAGCCUGCUGGCCUCUAUGAGCUAGACAGGCAGCUGGAGCUCUGCCUUGCCUACCAGCAGUUCCAUGGCUUCAGGAGGGUGUUGCGACCAGGAGUCUGUCUGGAGCUCCAGGAUGUUCACCUCCUUCAGUCAGUGGGUGGAGGGACAAGAAGGCCAGUGCUAGCUCCCUGCCUCCGUGGUGCUGUUCUUCUUCGGAACUUCUCUUGUCAGAAGCCUGGAACUCAGUCAUCCCACCAAGCCUAUGGGACAUCCCUGUAUGAGCAGCUGGUAUGGGAACAUCAGUUAGGACUUCCCCUCUACCUGUGGGCGACCAAGACCCUGGAAGAGCUGACUUGCAAGUUAUGCCCCCGUGUGCUGCGACACCAUCAGUUCCUACAGUGUUCCUCUCCUGGGAACCCCAGCCUAGGACUACAACUCCUGGAUCCUACCCUGGAUGUUCUAGCUCCAGCAGGCAGCCCCAUUCGGAAAGCACAUAAUGAGAUGUUUGAAGAGCUGCAUUGCUGUCCCCUCCAGAAGUAUGCUCAGCUGCAGACUCCCUACUCUUUCCCCACUCUGGCUACCUUGAAAGAGGAAGGGUGGCGCAGGGCCUGGGCCUCCUUUGACCCUAAGGCUCUUCUGCCCCUGCCAGAAUCCUCCCACCUGUCCAGCUGCCAACUCAAUCACCGCCUGGCCUGGUCCUGGCUCUCUCUGCUGCCCUCUGCCUUCUACCCAGCUCAGGUUUUACUUGGGGUUUUGGUAGCUUCAUCUCAUAAAGGUUGUCUGCAACUUCAGGACCAAAGUGGUUCCCUGCCCUGCCUGCUCCUGGCCAAGAACUCACAGCCCCUCACUGACCCAUGGCUCAUAGGCUGUCUGGUGCGGGCAGAGAGGUUUCAGUUGGUCAUAGAGAGGACCGUCAGAAGUAACUUCCCUUCCUGGAGGGAGCUGAGCAUGCCAGGCUUUAUCCAGAAGCAGCAGGCCAGGAUCUAUGUCCAGUUCUUUCUGGAGGAUGCCCUAAUCCUGCCUGUACCCAGAUCCUUCCUUCAUUCAGCCACUUGCUCAACACCUCAGACAGAUCCCACUUGCCCAGACAGACCCUACAAAGAACAGAGCCGGCUGUUCUUGCUGUCCCACAAAGAGGCCCUCAUGAAGCGGAAUUUUUGUGUCCUCCCAGGGGCCUGUUCAGAGGUGCCCAAGCCCACCCUCUGUUUCCAUGUGUCAGGAAGCUGGCUUGGAGGCACACAGAGGAAGGAAGGGACUGGAUGGGGCCCAGCCGAGCCUCAGAGAAGUGAGGACAAGAAUAAGAAGGUUCUCCUUAUCUUCCUUGGCUCUUCCGUCCGCUGGUUUGAGUUCCUGCACCCAGGGCACGUGUACCGACUUGUGGCUCCUGACUCCCCUCAGACGUCAGUGUUGUUCGAGAAUGACAGUUCAUCGUGUGUGUCUCAGCGUCCUCUGGAGUUGGCUGGCUGUGUAACCUGCAUCACUGUCCGGGAUGAGUGGACGCUGGAGCUUGAGAGCUCCCAGGAUAUCCCAGGUGUUCUGGGUACAAACAAGGCACUGCCUGAGUCCUCACUGACUGACCUAUUCUGUAGCAACUUCACCGAUUCCUUAGUGUCUUUCUCAGCUGAGAUUUUGUCACGGACACUGUGUGAGCCGCUUCUGACCCCUCCUUGGACGAAGCCUGGGAACACUAAGGCCAUGCGAGAGUGUGUGAGGCUAACCGUAGUCCUAGUUACUGCUGACUGUGAAUUCCCCCCUCACUUGGACAUCUAUAUCGAAGACCCAUACUUGCCUCCCUCACUAGGACUUCUUCCAGGAGCCCAGGUCUACUUUAACCAGCUGGAGAAAAGAGUUUCCAGAUUCCAUAAUGUUUACUGUUGUUUCCGGUCAUCCACUUAUGUGCAGAUCCUGAGUUUUCCCCUGGAGACUACAAUCAGUGUUUUGCUGCCCCAGGUCUACCUGGCUGAACUUCUGCAGGGUGGCAGGGCCCCAUUCCAGGCCACUGCUUCUUGCCAUAUUGUUUCUGUGUUUAGCCUUCAGCUCUUCUGGGUGUGUGCUCAUUGUACCAGCAUCUGCCCCCAGGGAAGGUGCACUCGUCAAGGCCCCACUUGCCCUACGCCAACAUCUAUAAGCCAGGCCAGCAUCAGUCUCCUGGUAGAGGAUGGGACUGCUGAAGCUGUGGUGACCUGUAGGAAUCAUCAUGUGGCAGCAGCACUGGGGCUGAGUCCUAGCGAGUGGACCUCCCUCCUAGAGUUUGUCCGAGUGCCAGGGAAAGUGGCCUUGCAAUUUUCAGGGUCUGGAGCCCAACUUGAGUCCUCAGCCAAGAUUGACAAGCCCUUGACCCUCUUCCUCCGGACACUUUGUACCAGCCCCUGUGUCCUCCGCCCUAUUGUACUUUCGUUUGAGCUUGAGAGGAAACCUUCUAAAAUUAUCCCAUUAGAGCCUCCUCGGCUACAGCGAUUCCAGUGUGGAGACCACCCUCUCCUGACUCAUGUGAAUCCCAAGCUCAGACUAUCCUGCCUUUCUAUCCAAGAGUGAGAGCACCCCAGAUGUCUGGGGGUCUCUGCUUCCUCCUAUUUAACCUGAACUGCAAGAAUGGCCUGAAAGUUCUUCUGGCCUUGCUGGAAACCUGAGACCUGGGUCCCAGCUAUUCCACUUUGUCAUGGCUCCUACUUUCUCUGUGACUGAACUAGGACUUGAGAUCCCUGGAUUCACAAACUGCUACCCACUGUAAUUUCUCCUCCUUGGUAUUCUGGCAUGGGUCUGCCUGGGAGAAAUUGUGGGAACAGACAAAUCAUUGUGCUGUUGAUUAACUUCCUCUCUGGGGUCAAGCACCUGCACUCACAGGUGACCCUGAGCACCUGGGUUCUGCCUUUGUGGCAGGAACUGGAGGAACAAGACUUCCCCCUGUGGGGGUGCUGAUGACAGGCCUUUUGGUCUGCAGUAAAUAAAGCUCUGGUGAAGUUUCUCUC